Molecule: messenger RNA, 1730 nt
Organism: Mizuhopecten yessoensis (Yesso scallop)
Lineage: Eukaryota; Metazoa; Mollusca; Bivalvia; Pectinida; Pectinidae
Product: 2',3'-cyclic-nucleotide 3'-phosphodiesterase-like
Exons: 3
Coding region: 171-1583 (470 amino acids)
Biological process (GO): cyclic nucleotide catabolic process
Cellular component (GO): membrane; cytoplasm
Molecular function (GO): 2',3'-cyclic-nucleotide 3'-phosphodiesterase activity
Source: RefSeq, a predicted model, not a curated record
CAAUAAAAUAUAAAAGAAAUCCGGACUCUAAUUACCAGCUGCAGUUGUUGAUUUUAGUUUUAGUUUAAAAAUCGUAUUUCCGCUUUCGUUUCUGUGUGUCAACAUUGCAAAACAAACUGUCACUAAACGGUGUUUCGUCCGUUUUGAGACUUGCACAACUAACGGUGAUCAUGGGGAACUGUUGUGGAAAAAGAAAAGACUACAAACAUGUUAAAACAGACGAGACUGAGGUCGCAGAUCUCGAAAACAUGGAACAAUCGCAGUCUGUUAGCCCACAACAGAGAUUGGAGUUCGUCAUUGAGGAAGAACUUGUCAACGAGGACACUGUACAUCUGGAGCCUCCUGCCCUACUGAAAACUGAACAUAUUCCUGAUCCCGAUGACACAACAGAUUUCCCUUUUUUCCGUGACCAAAAAACCAUCAAUCAUAUUCAGAAAUCUCAGACAAUGUUUAUAAUGAGAGGACCCUCAGGAUGUGGAAAGUCAAGUUUGGUGCGUAAGAUAGAAUCUAUUUACAGAUCAGCAGUUGUGUGUUCAGCCGAUGACUACUUUAUGGGCGAGGAUGGCCAGUACGAGUUUGAUAGCAGUCAUCUAUCUUACGCCCACAAGGACUGUCAAGAUAAGGCGAAGGCAGCAUGUAGCCAUGGCAACAGGGUUGUUGUCAUUGACAACACUAACAUAAAACGAUGGGAAAUGAAACCCUAUAUAGAAACGGCGAAGACACACCAGUAUGUUGUGAUAAUGUUAGAGCCAAGGACAAAGUGGCGUUACGAUGCAGAAGAGUUAGCCAAGCGGAACAGUCAUGGUGUAAAAGCAGACGAUAUAAGGAAGAAAAUAAAGGAUUUCCAGGAAUGUGCACCGUACUAUUUUGGAUGGUUUUUGACAGUUAGUGACUCCCUCCACUUGAAAGAUAUAGCGAAGGACUGCUUGAUAGAAUGUGUGAAAAAUUAUCCAGACAUUAGAGACAAAAUGUUCCCAAAGAUAGAAUCACUCGCAGACUUGACUGAGGAGAUGGUCUACCAGUACUUCAGCUUAGAUGGUACAGAGACACCGCGUCUGUUACACUGUACUGCAAAGUUCAUUGGAAAUCCUAAAAACCCUGUCCCACGACGGGCCGAAUAUCUACAACGGGAAGAUGUUAAAGCUGCAGGUGGUAAAGUGUUCGAGCUUACAAUUACCGGAAUCACAGUUUCGCCACGUACAAUAGGGGCAAGGGUCGUUCUCACAACCGCACAGUGUAAACUCUUUGAUAAACCAGAGGAGGAAGAACGGGACAAGAUUUUGACAAGGUCAUCCUCAACCAACAGAGUUAAUUCCCUUGGACCGGAAACGAUCACGAAUAUCCCCGAACGGGGGAGGAGUGCGCACAUAACCAUUGCUGCUGCCGAUGGUGUUAAAAACGUCCAGACUACAUUUGACCUUCUUGAUAUCUGUGACCUGGAGUGGAAAAAUUUAAUGGAGGUGAAAAAUAUGGAGAGUAUACAGUUUAAAAGUGGUAGUAUGCGGCACAUUGGGGGUGAUUUUUGUGAAGUUAAUCUCUCAAGUCCGAUCAGAGUGUGCACAUUGUUCUCAGGAUUUUAUUAAGAAAUUUCAUACGUUGUUUUUCUGUGUGUGUCUGUGUGAUGAGUAUUGAGUGUGUGAAUCGAAUUAGAACCCCACUAUAAAGCUAGCAGUCUUAUGUAUAUGUCACUCAAAAAUAAAUUAUUCUUUGCUUUGGAAACCUCAAUGUUU